Molecule: messenger RNA, 1086 nt
Organism: Symbiodinium necroappetens
Lineage: Eukaryota; Dinophyceae; Suessiales; Symbiodiniaceae
Source: the annotation of a GenBank genome assembly
AUGAAGAGGGGCCCUCCGGAGGAGCAGUACUGGACGGAGCUGGAGAAGGAGUGGCAUGAGUUCCAGCGGCAGCGGCGAGCGAGGAGACAGGCAGAGGCGGAGGAGGAGGUGACCUCGCAGCAGCCGGCGAGUUCAGCGAACACUGCUGCCGAGGCCAAAGCAAUGGCGGCUGCUGGCCCUGAUGGUGGCUCCGAGGUGGACAGUCACGACUGGCAGGGCAUCCCGUCACUGGCGGAGGCGAUGGCGAAGGCAGUCGCCGAGCCUCCUGAGGCAGCUGCCGAGCCGAAGCAGGCGCCGUGGAGGAGGAUGGUGGCUGUGGCACCAAGGCCGAAGGUGGCAUUGCCGAAGCCGCCGGUGGUGCCGCCGAAGGCGGUGGAGGCACAGCUGCAGCCGAAGCCGGUGGAGGCACAGCCGAAGGCCGUGGAGGCACAGACGAAGGCGGUGGAGGCACAGCAGCCGAAGGCUGUGGUGGAGGCUCAGCAGCCGAAGGCCGUGGCGGCACAGCAGCCGAAGGCGGUGGUGGAGGCACAGCAGCCGAAGGCGGUGAAGGCCCAGCAGCCGAAGGCGGUGGAGGCAGUGCAGCCGAAGGCGGCGAAGGCACAGCCGAAGGCGGCGGUGGCGGUGCAGCCGAAGGCGGAGGCAGUGCAGCCGAAGGUGGUGCCAGCUCGAGCCGAGUCAGCUUCUCUGCUGUUUGUGAAGCAGAUAGAAUGGCAUCGCCCGAAAUCCGAGCUCCUGGCGGCCAAGGAGGAGGCCGACUGGUACAAACAGGCCAGCGAGGCCUCUGGUGCUGGGUCGUCUGAUGACGUCAAGAAAGAGCAGGAGACCACGGAGGAGGACUACGUGUACUGGGAGAAGGACGAGCACGAUCCGGAUCUUUGGUGGAAGUGGUCGAAGAAGAAAGGCUGGCAACGGUGGAAGGGCUGGCUCACCAAGAUGGGGGUGGUCCUUCACAAGAGGUCUCGUGGCGAGAAGGUGGACCACAUCCUGGACAGGCUUGCCGAGCACCCGUCUAUGGUGCCUUUUCUGCGAAAGCUGGACCGGGACUAUGCCACCGAGGGCGAACGAUGCUACCGGCACUGGCUGUGA